AUGAUGCGAGACGAGUGGCGUUCGCGCCUGGAAAACGUGUUCCUCCGGCCUCCAUCCAAGGGUCCCGAGCCAUGGACGUCGAUUCCCAAACAAAGCAAGCCGCCUGAACCGAGCCAUGACAAGGCCGAGGCCGAGGCCGCGGUAGAGGAGAAACCUGUCAAAGAAGUUGACGCCUCACGCCGGCGGAGUAGCCGGAUCAUAGGUAAAGAUGAAGAAGAUGGCCACCCGUCUGCGGUCAUGACACGAAGGAGUCGCCGCAAUUAUGCCGAGCCUCCUACCGAUGCCGAAGACGAUUCGGAUUCGGAUUCGAGGGGAGAUGAUGGUGACGACGUGGACAUGGCAGACGUGGAAUUACGAGAUUCUUCCAAUGCGCAUGGUGAUCAUAUUCAAGGUUUGUGUCGCCGCGUGGAACUGACGAUUGAAAACCAUAAGCUCGCAGAGUUGCAGUACGACAUGGACGAUUUUGUCGACGGAGCCAGCUCAGAUGAAUCAUCCAGCGAUUCUGACUUUAUCUGA
This is a messenger RNA of Parascedosporium putredinis, 516 nucleotides long. NCBI's taxonomy places the organism in Eukaryota, Fungi, Ascomycota, Sordariomycetes, Microascales, Microascaceae. The record is from the annotation of a GenBank genome assembly.